Messenger RNA from Anarrhichthys ocellatus (wolf-eel), 1567 nucleotides. It is a transcript of the gene tmem192, whose product is annotated as transmembrane protein 192. Lineage: Eukaryota; Metazoa; Chordata; Actinopteri; Perciformes; Anarhichadidae. The transcript has 6 exons. Gene Ontology annotation, cellular component: lysosomal membrane; late endosome. The record is from RefSeq and is a predicted model, not a curated record. The coding region runs from base 103 to 894 and encodes 263 amino acids.
UUUCCUACGUUUCCUACCCGCCCCUUUUAGAGCAUGUAAGCUAAUGGUUGUUUGUUGUUGUUUUGUCAUUUCUUCUUUAAAAACGUGGAACAUCAAAACAAAAUGGAGUCAAAGGGACCCUCUCUUUAUGCACCGGCAGGCUCCUCAGUAGAUAUGACACGAAGCACAGAGGAGGACUCUUUGGUGGACGGACCUCUGAUCUCUGCCGACGCCCUUUACUCCGCCAUCAGGAGAGAGUUUCAGACCAUUCCAACACCCUGCCAUGCUGUCCUGCUGUCUCUGCUACAUGUUGUGUACGUGGUGUUGUCAAUGUGUGUGGCAGUGCUGUGUGUGUUGGAGUUGGGCCAAAAGGAGGUGUGUUUGAAUAUUUUGGGUAACGUGCGAGGCGACAGUGUCAUUGUGUUUGGGAAGGUGUGUUUAUGGGUGCUGGUGCUGUUGUUCACUGGGUGUGUGCAGCACCACCACAGCCAGGCCAGGAGCAGAGGAUACCUGCGAUUCUACAGACAGACGCAGGGACUGAAGCAUCUGCCGCUCACCGUGCACUCUGCAGGAAAUGUUCUGCUGCUGAUUGUUCUGGCCAUGCGAUUAUCACUGACCGUGCAAACCUACGUGCUGCUCAGCGUGCUGGGGUUGGAGCUGUUGGUUGCAUUGCCGUGCCUCCUCUAUUACACAGUCCAAGUGAUGCGGUUCAACAGGGAGCGAGCUGCACCAGAUGUGAGCCAAGAAGAGCAUUCACUCAACCACAGUGUCACGAGUCUGCCGAGGGAGACCGGCUUCAGAGAGGGCUCCAAUCUGCAGGAGGUGGUGGAGAAACAGGCCGACCUGAUAGAGUACCUGAAGCAGCACAACACCUUACUGAGCAAGAGGCUGCUCAACCUCACCGCUCAGCACUGACCACAGUCCGGCCUCCUCUUCCUCCUCCUCCUCCUCGUGAGCCAGAGCCCGAUCACUUCGACACUCCGCUCUCUCGACACAAAGGAGAGGGGGAUCUGUGGGUUUGAAAGAGAUGACGAGAAGCUAGAAGGAAAAACUACUGGAUAAAAGACUAAAAGCAAGGAAAUCCCUGUGCACACAAGGCACCUGUGCGCACAGACAUGAGAUGGGGGGGGGCUUCUCCACGAGGCACCUGAGACGGACAGAUAACGCAGGAGGAGGUGAGCUGUAAGUGGAGGGCAGUUAGAGAGGCAAAGUGGGAGGAGGAGCAGAGCAGUCAUGGGUCACAGAUCAGAGGUGAGGGUUUUUUUUUAUCACUGUGUAACAACCUCCGGUGACCCGCGUACGACGCCGCCGCUUGAGAGAGAAACAGAAGAGGCGAAAUUGUUUUUAGAGCUCAUCCGCACUGAGGAGGAGCUGAAGGAGUCGGAGAUGUGUUCACUCAUCACGGUCGAACAAAAGAAACAGAUCGUGCGCCGCUGUAAAUGUCCGUAAGUGGUAUUUUAUCUGUCCGAAUGUGUAAAUGCUUCGUUUGGUAGCAGUUUUUUUUUCUAUCUGUUUAAAUCAUUGAGUUUGUGUAUUUGUGAUCUGAUUCCGAUAAAUAUGUAAUAAACUUCAUUUGUGUUUAAGCCUU